GCAGAUCCAUCAGCUGUUGUGCGGUUGCUGAAAGAAGGCAUUCCUUUUUCCCUCCCAGUGACUGGUUAUUUCCCAGACAAAGUUUUGUUGGACUUUGGAUUAUUUUUUGCAAAGGGGAACAACAUAUUUCAUUAUAUGAACGAAGCCUAUUCCUAUUAAAUAGUAUAUUGAAAUUGUUUGAAUUUUCAAAGAGUCGCUAGUAUUUGGAAGCGCACUGCCCGCUUGCUAUUAUUACAGGAAAUCACUGAAUUGUACCUCAGAUCUGAAUGAAAGAGCGUUUGGGGGACUCGAGGGAGGAAUGAAAUUGCAUCUGAUCGAUAGGGAAGCGCGCGACUGACUGAAUCAUGGAUAGCAAGGAUGGAGAAGAGCAAUCUCCGCCGGCCGGCUCCGUUCCUGCCGAGAAUCCCAAAGAGGAUGAAAGUAGCCCCGUGAAGACAGAACAGUCUCCUUCCACGCCUGGUGUGAGCAUCACUACCCGCCCCAAACAUGAUGGGCCAAAGGCAGAAGAGAGACAAAAGCUGGCAAAGGAGCGUCGAGAGGAACGGGCCCGCUAUCUGGAAAACCGUAACUUGAUGAAAGCUGCCAAAAAAACACAGUGGCUUCAAAAGGAGGAGAAGGCCAAGCAGUUGCGUGAGAAACAACUGGAAGACCGGCGGAAAAAGCUGGAAGAGCAGCGACUGAAAGCCGAGCGCCGGCGUAUUGCUCUGGAGGAGAGGCAGCGUCAGAAACUCGAGAAAAAUAAGGAGAAAUAUGAAGCUGCAAUCCAAAGGUCUGCAAAGAAAACCUGGGCAGAAAUCCGCCAGCAGAGAUGGUCGUGGGCAGGAGGUCUCAAUCAGAAUGUACACAAAGAAGGUGCAGGCAGAUGUUCCAUGUCGGCAGUCAACCUUCCUAAACAUGUGGAUUCCAUAAUAAACAAGAGACUGUCCAAGUCCUCUGCCACCCUGUGGAAUUCUCCAAACAGAACUCGAAGCUUACAGCUUAGUCCCUGGGAAAGCAGUAUUGUUGAUCGGCUGAUGACACCGACCUUGUCCUUCCUAGCACGGAGCAGAAGUGUAGCCACUCUGGUUGGAAAUGGCAAGGAUGCCUUUUCUGCAGUGUGCCCACGAUCUGCCUCUGCCAGUCCACUCACUGCCUGUAAUAACCACCGAGCACACCACCGGUGCUCAGAACGAUGGAGAGUGUCUGCCAGCAGCCCCGAUAUAACUCCACGCAAAUUCAGGGAGUCCACAACGGUGGAUAAGAAGAAAAAAGACAAGAAAGAUAAAGAAAGGCAAAACGAGAAAGAGAAAAAUGCUCUGGCAAAGGAGGUGUUAAAGAAGAGGCAGUCUUUACCGAGUAUCAGAAGUCGAACAGAACCCAGCAGCCCUGUGUCUAAAACCCACACCUCAUCACCAUCCACCCCGAAACAGAGGCCUGCAUCUCCCGCUACAUCUCCUAAGCCACUGUCUCCUCGGCCCUCGCAGUCUGCCCCCAAAACCCGAAUCAAAAAGCAGAAGAAGACGGAGGACAAGUCCGCCACAAAGGAGGAUGAGAGAAGCAGUUCACCUGCCACAGAAGAGAAACCGAAAGAGAAGCGAAAGCCAGCUGCUCAGGACGAAGCUAAAGCAACCGCCACUGUCCCUGCUAUUGUUGUAUCCUCUGCACCAAGUACACCCCCUACCCUGGCAGCUCCAACUGCAAGCACAGUCUCUACCGUGGAGGUCACUCCAGCCCCAGCUUCAGCUCCAGCCCCAUCCUCUGCCCCAGUCAGCAAACCCACAGCUGGAACCAACGACCCAGAAGAAGCCGCUCGGAUCCUGGCUGAGAAGAGGAAGCUGGCCAGGGAGCAGAGAGAGAGAGAAGAACAGGAGAGGAGAGAACAGCAAGAGAGAGACAGGCGUCUCCGAGAAGAGCAGGCCUUACUUGAAGCAGAGAAGAAAGCAAGGCUUGAGGCUGAAGCUCAGAAAGCUGCCGAGGAGAGGAGGCAGCGAGAAGAGCAGGAAAGGCUGGAAAAUGAAGAGCGUCAGCAGAAAGAGGCAGAAGAGCGUGCCCGAGCUGAGCAAGAGGAGAUGGAGCGGCUGCAAAAACAGAGAGAAGAGGCUGAGGCCAAAGCUCGAGAGGAUGCAGAAAAACAACGGCAGGAGAGGGAGAUGCACUUCCUUAAAGAGGAGCAAGAGCGACAGGAGAGGAAGAAGCGCCUUGAAGAGAUCAUGAAGAGAACAAGAAAGACAGACACCCCUGAAAAGAAAGAAUGCAAAUCUUCUUCUGCCACACAACUAAAUGGAAAAGAGAGCAAACCUAGCCCUGAAAGCAGCAAAGUGACCUCUGAGGAGACAGAACCAUCAAAGAAGGCUGUGCCAGCACAGAGUGGUCUGAAAGGACGACCAGCCGAGCAGACGUCACAGAGCUUAUCAUCAGCUGAUCCCACCCAGACUACACCUCUUCUGAAUGGCCUGCAGCAGACCAAGCAUGAGAAUGGCCUGUCAAUUAAAGGCGAAGACAUGGAGUUUGAGGAAAUUAUUGAGCUGUCCAAUCACAGUGGCGGCAAUCAUAGUGAGCGGGAAGGACCAGAACGGGAGAUUCCUAGUGAUUCCAUCAUCGCCUUUGAGGAUCGGGAGAGUUUCCUUAAAAAAACAGGCUCCCUUAAACCCCAGCAUGUAGCUGAGGUUCUCUGAAAAGCUCUAAUUCUUCGCAUCCUCACAUUGUGUCUUGCUCACUCUCGCCCCUCACUGGAUGGACACUGUGAACAAAAUGGAAGGUGAAAUUUAAAAAACUGUGCCAAUAAUGGACUGCUUAUGAAAGCAAAAAAAAUAGUUUACAUUUCAGGUGUUGAUGACAAAAAGACACGUAUAUUCUAGAAAGUACACUGACUUUGGAUUACAGAGGGAAACGAAGAAACGACACACACAUCAAUUUCACUUGCAAAAUGGUGCAACAGUGUUAUCUUUUUAUUUAAAAAUCACCUUGAGUUUUUUUUUUUGUUUUUUUUUUUAACAGGCACCUUAAAUUACUGACUGCUUAAUUAUGUAGGGAAUUACAAACAAGACACAUUAUUAUUAUAAGUGCAAGAAAAGAGCGUGUUGAUUAUUUUUGUCUUUAAUAAUUUAGUUAUUUAACUUGAAAAAUGUAAGCAACUACUGGAUUCAGUAUGUGAAUAUUGUAAAUACAGUAAACCUCAGUGUUACAUCAGAAAACUUUGGUGUGCUCUGUGUAAUAAAACUUUAAUAAACAGAGGCUGCUGGUGCA
This is a messenger RNA of Erpetoichthys calabaricus (reedfish), 3225 nucleotides long. It is a transcript of the gene map7d1a, whose product is annotated as MAP7 domain containing 1a. The transcript is spliced from 19 exons. Gene Ontology annotation, biological process: microtubule cytoskeleton organization. The record is from RefSeq and is a predicted model, not a curated record. NCBI's taxonomy places the organism in Eukaryota, Metazoa, Chordata, Cladistia, Polypteriformes, Polypteridae. Gene Ontology annotation, cellular component: microtubule cytoskeleton. Bases 345 to 2654 code for a protein of 769 amino acids.